This is a messenger RNA of Calypte anna (Anna's hummingbird), 2608 nucleotides long. Its product is annotated as proline dehydrogenase 1, mitochondrial. Lineage: Eukaryota; Metazoa; Chordata; Aves; Apodiformes; Trochilidae. Gene Ontology annotation, cellular component: mitochondrion. Gene Ontology annotation, molecular function: proline dehydrogenase activity; FAD binding. The record is from RefSeq and is a predicted model, not a curated record. Bases 296 to 1822 code for a protein of 508 amino acids. The transcript has 14 exons.
GAGAGCAGCACGGACGCUCUGCUCAGCCGCCCGCCUGGGCGUCCCCCGCCGCUUCCGCUCCUCACCGGCUACAGCCCCCCGCGGGGCCGCCCCGUUGCCGGUAGCGGGCAGGGGUACCCGGCCGGUGCCGCCGCCUCCGCCGCGGGGUGCGGAGCGGGAGUCGCCGCCGCCCGCCGUGAAUUUCGGGGACCCGCGGGAAGCGUUCCGCAGCAAGAGCAACGCCGAGCUGCUGCGGGGGCUGGUGGUGCUGGGGCUUUGCGCCGUCGGGCCGCUGGUGGAGCACAAUCGAGAGCUAAUGCGGCUGUGCCAGCGGGUGCUGGGGCAGGCGCUGUUCGAGCGGCUAAUGAAGAUGACAUUCUACGGGCAGUUCGUGGCCGGGGAAGACCAGGAGGCCAUCAAACCACUCAUCCGGCGGAACCAGGCCUUCGGCGUGGGUGCCGUGCUGGACUACAGCGUGGAGGAGGAUUUGAGCGCCGAGGAGGCCGAGCGCAAGGAGCUGGACUCCUGCACCUCUGCAGCCGAGAAGGAGACAGGAGAAGCAGAGCAAAGGGAGAAGCAGUUUCGAGUCCAUCGGGGAUUUGGGGAUCGCCGUGGUGGGGUCAUCAGCGCCCGCACAUAUUUCUAUGCUGAUGAGGCCAAGUGUGACCAGCACAUGGAGACUUUCCUCCACUGCAUCGAUGCCUCAGGUGGCAGCUCAGAGGACGGCUUCUCAGCCAUCAAGCUGACAGCACUGGGCAGACCUCAGUUCCUGAUGCAGUUCUCUGAGGUGCUGGUGAAGUGGAGGAGGUUCUUCCACCAAAUGGCUGCAGAGCAGGGACAAGCUGGGCGUACAGCUCUGGAGGUGAAGUUGGAGGUGAAGAAGCUGCAGGAGGCCCUGGCCAACCUUGGCAUCGUGACCAAAGCAGAGAGCCAGGACUGGUUCACGGGCAAGAACUUGGGCAUGAGCGGCACUGUGGACCUGCUGGACUGGAACAGCCUGAUUGAUAGCCGUACUAAGCUCUCCAAGCUGCUGCUCGUACCCAACAUAAAGACUGGGCAGCUUGAGCCUCUUCUCUCACGCUUCACCGAGGAGGAGGAUCUACAGAUGAAGCGGAUGCUGCAGCGCAUGGAUGUACUUGCCAAGAGAGCCUCAGAGAAGGGUGUGAGGCUGAUGGUGGAUGCAGAGCAGAGCUACUUCCAACCAGCCAUCAGCCGCCUCACCCUGGAGAUGCAGCGCCGCUUCAACAGGGACCAAGCCAUCAUCUUCAACACCUACCAGUGCUACCUGAAGGAGGCUUAUGACAAUGUGACUGUGGAUGUGGAGCUGUCACGCCGGGAGGGCUGGCACUUUGGCACCAAGCUGGUUCGAGGUGCCUACAUGGAACAGGAGCGGGAGAGGGCAGCCCAGAUUGGCUAUGAGGAUCCCAUCAAUCCCACCUAUGAGAAGACCAAUGAGAUGUACCACAGAUGCCUGGACUAUAUCCUGGAGGAGAUCAAGCACAGCCAGAAAGCCAGCGUGAUGGUGGCAUCUCACAAUGAGGACACAGUGAAGUUCACCCUGUGCAGGAUGAUGGAACUUGGGAUCCAUCCCUCAGAGAAGAAGGUGUACUUUGGGCAGCUGCUGGGCAUGUGUGACCAGAUCACCUUCCCUCUGGGCCAGGCUGGUUUCCCUGUCUACAAGUACAUGCCCUACGGCCCAGUGAAUGAAGUGCUGCCCUACCUGUCCCGGCGGGCCCAGGAGAACCGAGGCUUCAUGCAGAGGGCAACCCGGGAGCGGGACCUGCUCUGGAGGGAGAUGAAGAGGCGGCUCCUCUCUGGCAGUAUUUUCAGCCCCAGCCACUGACCCCAAGUCUGGCUCCCAGCCUGGGGCUCCUGUGCCUUCACCCAGAACCACUGUUGCCUUUCCCUGUCCUUGUUCUGCUGCACUUUCCUGACCUCCCCCAUCCCCAUCCACACCCCCUUGGUGCCCUUUGCCCUGGGAGAGGAUGUGUCCUCCUUGUUGUUUGAACCUGCUGGAGGUGACUGCUCUAGGGUUGUCCCAGAGCUCACCCUGCCCCCCCCGGGGGUGUCUUUCUGGGCCAACCCAGGGGUUCUUGAGGUGUGCUUGCCCUGGGUUUGUCUCAGGGGAGGUGCUGGGGCUCCCCUGCCAGCCCCCCCAUCUCCAUGAUUGCAGGUCUGCACAGGGAGAUUUGGCCUUAAUCGAGGACAGACUGGGGGGCUUGGGGACAGCCUCCUCCAGCUUCGUCCAGGCUGGGGCUUGGUCUCUUCCAGCUCCAUUCCAAAGCAGAGGCCACAGUGAGCUAUGAAGAGUCCCUGGGCAGGGGCAGGAUCCAUCCCCACUGCCUGUCCCAGGGCCCCCACUGCUCACCAGUUCUGCACAGAGCAGGGCAGGACCAGGCUUUCUCCCACCCCACCAGGCUGAGCAGAGCCUGGGGUUGUCCACCCUAGGGCAGGAGGGGUGUGGGGAGGUGGCUGGCCCCAUCCCCACCCUGUUUCUGCCCAUGGUCCCCAGUUCCCAUGCUGGACCAGGAGUGGUGACUAUGUUGGAGCAGCAGCAGCCGGACCACGGCUGGGCUCUGCCAGACACUGGAUUUGCAGAGAAUGCUGAUGAUUAAAUGGUAACUGUUCU